This is a messenger RNA of Tarenaya hassleriana, 1026 nucleotides long. RefSeq lists its product as uncharacterized. Lineage: Eukaryota; Viridiplantae; Streptophyta; Magnoliopsida; Brassicales; Cleomaceae. The record is from RefSeq and is a predicted model, not a curated record. The coding region runs from base 179 to 685 and encodes 168 amino acids. The transcript has 2 exons.
UUGGGUAAAGUAAAGAAUAAUGGAACUGAGAACGAAACGCAUUUCCUGCUGGAGAGAGAGAGAGAGAUCGAAACCGAAACUGUCUGAAUCUCCUUUUCCUUUUCUCCGCUUUUGCCGGAUCCACGCUCUCCAUCAAAAAAAAAAAGAGGAACGAUUUGGCGGUGGAUAAUCGGAAACCAUGGGCUUCGAUCUCAGAAACCCUAGAAAUUUCUGCCUCAUCUCCAUCUUCUUUUCGCUUCUGCUUCGGUCUUCCUUGCAGUCGGAGCCGUCGUUCUACGACUACCUCCGGGAGAACGGCCUUCCCGCCGGGAUAGUCCCGAAGGGCAUAAUGGACUUUUCAAUAGACCCCAAGACAGGGCGGUUCACCGUCACCCUGCCCGGCCCCUGCGAAGCCCAGAUCGAGAACCAGUUCCACUUCGACUUCAACAUCUCCGGCGUCCUCUCCGACGGCCGCAUCGGGGAGUUAUCCGGUGUUACUCAGAAGGAGCUCUUCCUGUGGUUCCCCGUCAAGGGCAUCCACCUCGAUCCCGACUCCUCCGGCUUGAUCCACUUCGAUGUCGGCGUCGCCGACAAGCAGUUACCUCUCUCCCUCUUCGAGUCCCCUCGCGAUUGCACCGCCGUUGAUCUCGAUCAAUCCGACGGUUCUCCGAAUCAUUAUGGAAACGAUGAUCGGGCGGUUUCGUAAGGCUGGAUGAUCUUCUCAGGUAUGGGUUUUGGUUACAUUACACGUUUGUAAUUUGCUUCUGCUCUCGACUGUAAAGGUUAUGGCUUUUGUGGAACUUAUGAAGAUUACCAAUGUAACUGAAAGGGAAGGAACUGCAACUGCAGAUUUAGGAUAAGAAUAGGGUUCGACCCACUUUGGUUAGAUUAUCUCAUCUUUCAUCACACUCUGUCUGUAUCAUACUUCCCUUUUAUGGCUUGUAUCGUAAUCCAUUCUGCAAAAGUAGAUGCUAAUUAAGUGGAGGAAGCCAUGGAUGGAAACUAACAUAGAACUAAAUCAUCCAUCAACAAUGACCUCUUCAUGUG